Messenger RNA from Penaeus vannamei (Pacific white shrimp), 1190 nucleotides. The record is from RefSeq and is a predicted model, not a curated record. NCBI's taxonomy places the organism in Eukaryota, Metazoa, Arthropoda, Malacostraca, Decapoda, Penaeidae.
CUCUUUGAUAAGAAGAGAUUAAAUGAGUCUUUACUAAUGCAACUUCAGUGCAAGUUGCUCGCUUACAUGUGAUGUGACAGCACAAUCUCCACAACCUUCCUAGAUAUGCAUAUGAGCUUUUAUUUCUCAUCAAAAGUCUAUGACUUCCUGUUUUAUGGGGUCAACAUCACCACAACAUGGGGCAUGGUGUCCCUGUGUCUAGGCCUGGUGUCGCUCUCCAUCCUGGCUGAGGGCUUCAAGGUGGCAAGGUCGCAACUCCUGAAGGUGGCCAUGUCCAGACGUACAGGAUGCACCAAAUAUGAAGUGCCAGAAAGGUCGCCCCUCUUAAUGUCUCAGUCGUUUCUUGGCCGUAGGAAUGAAAAGCUGUUGUACAAACGCAGGAUAAAGUUUCACAUCCUCCAGUCAUUCCUGCAUGUCAUCCACCUAACCAUCGGCUACAUUCUGAUGCUGAUCGUCAUGACUUACAAUGCAUACUUCAGCAUUGCAAUUAUAGGUGGGGCAGGGCUUGGCUACUUCUUCUUUGCCCUAUUUGACCUGCCCAGCAAAAUCCUGGGGACCUCACGCACAGCAGUGAGAAAACGAAGCAACAGCCAUACGCAGGGAGCUGAAGCGCCCAGCAGUCCGCAAGAAGCUGACGCCCGCGACCGAGGCAGCUGCUCAACCUCUGUCCCCUGUGGCAAUUGUGGCGAUUCUUCCUGCGGCGGCUGCACGCUGCACAGGCGCCUGGACGCCGUUGCCAUUCAGGCGCCGGAUACAUUCAAUCCUGUUUGAAUGUAGGACCAGUGUCUUCUGGAUGUGUUUUUUGUGUGUAAUAUGCUUGUGAUUCACGUUGACACUCAUAUGAGGGCUACCAAAUAUAAAUACAGCACAGUCUACAUACAUACAAUACAUCCUAAAAUAGAUAUCCACAUAAACCACUGCAUGUUUGUGUGCGUCUUUCUACUUGUUCUUACCUGGUUGUUUCAAUACGGGAGAAGAACUAGGCUCAGGUGGUCCAGUCUGUUUGUUUGUGUGUUUGUGCAUCUCACGAAAACUACUUAAUUUGCAUCCCAAUAUAUUCAAAUAGGUAAACGCAUUAAAUACGACGUCAACGGAGAAAUACUUUCAUACGAGACGUAGGAUGAACAUAUUACAUUCUACAUCAAAUACUGUUCUAAACUCUGGAUCAAUAAAACGGAAAUAAAAGUGAA